AUGCCCGUGCUCUCCAACAUGAAACCUAGUUGUGUGCGCACGCUAGAAAGCAUCCAAGCUCAAGGUGUCGUUUACGACCAUGCUGGCUCAUCCGAAGAAGAGAAGCACCUGUGGCAAAUGCUCGACCGAGCCAACCUGAACGCCAGCGACGACGGAGAGCCGCCAACGGCAAUGGCUGGUAAUACUGGGACCCACGAGGUGGCUGCCGCUUCAAGCAGAGCACCGCACCUCAGUCUGGCCAUCGAGAGGCUCGAUCCAGAAGACACCUUUCGAUCGGCAAAGAAAGUGUGCAGACUCCUAGAGAAGGGUGUCGUAGCAGUGCUGGGACCACGCAAGCAAGAACCGGCGUCACUGGUCAGCAGCGCUUGCAUUGGGCACCGUGUACCGCACGUGUACUUGUCCCAGGAAUUUCAGCCUAACGCCGACGUCAACGCGGCUUCGGCGUCCCUUAGCAUGGCGCCAUCUCACUUCGAAUUGGACAACGCACUCCAGGAUUUGGUGAAGGCUCAACGAUGGAAGAGCUUCACUAUUGUCUACGAAAAUCCAGAAGCGUUGGUGCGGCUGCGCGGCCUCUUACACUUGACUCAGCCUGGCGGUCUUCCUAUUCCGGUGUCUCUGCGGCUACUUCCGGACAAGACGGAUCCUCGGAUCGUUCUGCGGGAGAUCGCCAAGAAUGGCGAAAGCAACAUUGUGCUCGACGUGGCUACGCACAAGCUGGGAGAUUUGCUGAGACAUGCACAAAGAAUGGGAAUCGUUAACGAGUACCACAACUUCAUUGUCACCACACUGGACCUCCACAGUGUGGACCUAACAGACCUACAGAACUCUGGGACCAAUUUGACCGGUUUUAUGCUUCUCAAGAGAGAGCUCUGGGAACAGGACAUCGGAGCGGUACGUGAGAAGUACACAAAAACUGGCUUAUACCCACUAUUCUUAACACAUCGGGAAUCUUGGAAGCGAAUAAGGACAGACGCGGCUCUCACUCAAGAUGCACUGAUCAUUCUUGUGCGAGCAAUCCAGGGCCUAGCCAGGGCCCGCACAUUGGAGGCACCACCUAGGUUCAGCUGCCGUACAAACUCCGCGGAAAGGAACCGUACUCAGUCGAAUAUGCUUGAGGAAGCUGUGAAAAAGACACGGUUCUCGGGCUUGACUGGACCAGUGUGGCUUGACGCUAAUGGUCAACGGAGAAAUCUGUCUCUGUACGUGGCACAACUGAAGCGUGCGGGGUUGACAUCGGUUGGAACAUGGAGUGCAUCCUCUGGGCUAAACCUCACUCGGGCAGAAAAGAUGUUCCAGGACGAAAUACUUAACGUAUUGAAGAACAAGACUUUGAGAAUUACGACGAUAUUGAAUGCACCGUACGUCAUGCUCAAGAAAUCCGCGCACAAGCUCGAAGGAAACGACCGCUUCGAAGGGUACUGCGUGGAUUUGCUCCGUGAAGUGUCCGCAUUACUUGGUUUCCGCUACCAUCUCAAGCUUGUCAGAGACGGCGCAUACGGCAGCCGCGACUCUCAGGGCAGGUGGAACGGAAUGGUGCGCGAACUUGUCGACAUGGAGACGGACCUGGCGAUCGGUGACCUGACCAUCACGUCAGAGCGCGAGCGAGCCGUAGACUUCACCAUGCCUUUCAUGACGUUGGGAGUCAGCAUACUCUACAAGAAGGCCGACCAGAAACGUUCGCUUCUCUACUUCCUGUCUCCGCUUUCGGGGGACGUGUGGCUGUGCGUCGCCGCUGCCUGCGUCGUUGUGAGUGUCAUUCUGUGCUGCGUCGCUCGUGCUCAGAGUGCAGUGCAGUCCAGAAAUGGUGCCACUUCGCGGUGUUACGGGUGCUACUGCUGUGGGAACAGUUUAGCACGCACUGGUGGCAACUGGUACACGGGAACGGAGGGUGGGCGUGCCGGGCUCGACAUCAUCAAGGGUCAGGAAGAAGUGGACUCCUCGGAACUCCAACAAGAGAAGGUGUAUUGUGACGCCAGGAGGAAUACUGGUCUGCGAACGGUGAAAAGCGACUUCACUCUUCCUAACAGCUUUUGGUUCACAAUUAGCGCCAUCAUGAGGCAAGGAUGUGAUAAGUCUCCGAGGUCAGCUUCGACGCGCAUAAUCGCUACAACCUGGUGGAUCUUCUCGUUCGUGCUGGUGUCUUCGUACACAGCGAACUUGGCGUCUUUCCUGACGAAAGAAAGGCUUCUGUCACCGAUCGAUAGUGCCGAAGACUUGGCGAAGCAGUCUGCUGUGCGCUACGGAUGCGUGCGCUCAGGAUCGACGCACGCUUUUUUCAAGGAGUCAAGACACGAGACGUACGAGAUGAUGCGGCACGCCAUGAAAGAGGACCUGGUGCCUUCCGUCGCCGAGGGCAUUGGGCGCGUGGAGCGCGGUGGCUACGCCUUCAUCAUGGAAUCUACGAGCAUCGAGUACGUGGUACGGAGACGGUGCCAGCUCAAGCAGAUCGGGGGUCUCUUAGACUCCAAGGGCUACGGCAUCGCCACGCCGCCUGGAUCUCCGUAUCGCAACAUUCUGUCGUCGACCGUACUACGGCUCCAAGAGCGUGGCACGCUGCAAGAGCUCAAGGAUCGUUGGUGGAAAGUACGGGAUCCGCUGAAGCGCUGUCCCACAGACGCCGGAGAAUCUAGGACUGACGCAGCUAGCGAGCUGGGCCUACCAAAAGUCGGCGGCGUGUUCGUCGUUCUCCUAGCGGGUCUCGGUUUCGCCUGCCUCAUCGCUUUCGCCGAGUUGUUCUGUAAAACACGGUUAGCACGCAGUAGAAGGAGUUCAUGAGCCUUACAGAGCUCUUUGCAUGAAUUGUCCAAUUGACAUGUGUUCAUUUUCGAAAGAUAUUUGGCGCAGCGAAAGACGGGAUACACAAAAAAGUGCUGUUGCUUCCUGCGUCGCGUUUCUUGUUGCGCUUAAAAUGCUUUGGAGCAAUGCACGCUGUGCCUCGUAUUGAGAGAGAGGCAGAAAAUACGAAUGCAAAUGAUGAGACCUCCUGUGUAAUUGCACAUUUAUUCCUGUUUGUGUACAAGUCAUUAACCAAAUAAAGUGCAAUUUGUAAUAGGACUAAAUAUUCUGUAA
Rhipicephalus sanguineus (brown dog tick) is the source of this 3069-nucleotide messenger RNA. RefSeq names its product glutamate receptor ionotropic, kainate 2. Gene Ontology annotation, molecular function: transmitter-gated monoatomic ion channel activity involved in regulation of postsynaptic membrane potential; glutamate-gated receptor activity. Gene Ontology annotation, cellular component: plasma membrane; postsynaptic membrane. NCBI's taxonomy places the organism in Eukaryota, Metazoa, Arthropoda, Arachnida, Ixodida, Ixodidae. The transcript is spliced from 14 exons. The coding region runs from base 1 to 2775 and encodes 924 amino acids. The record is from RefSeq and is a predicted model, not a curated record. Gene Ontology annotation, biological process: synaptic transmission, glutamatergic; modulation of chemical synaptic transmission.